AUGGACGAUAUUCAAGAUCAAGAACCCGACAAUAACGGCUCUGUCGAUCCCUCAAGCGCACCGUCAGGUCCCCGCAGACAUCCGAAGAAACGAACCAAAACUGGUUGUCUCACAUGUCGCAAGCGCCGCAUCAAGUGCGGCGAGGAGAAGCCGAUAUGUACCAAUUGUGUCAAAUCCAAGCGUAUAUGCGAGGGUUAUGCACAGCGCGUGGUGUUCAAGAACCCCAUAGGGAUUUUCGGAGCUUUCAAUCACCCCCAAAACUAUGAUCCACAGUUACAGCAUCACUAUACAACGCCACAAUUGUAUAAUGAUUAUGGCUCUCAACUCCCUCCCCAGCAAGCUGCUGCUGCAGCACAGCAUCCAAUGCUUGCACCCAGACCUGUUGACCCGGCUACAAUUGCGUAUCAUAGUGCUCCCUCUCAACUGGCUUCUGUGUCUCAGGCACAGCAGGUCAAUGGACAUCAAUUUUCUCGUCAUAUUGCGCAGCCCGUCGCCCCGCCUUCUGCUCCCCCGCAACCGCCGGCUGAUACAUGGCGCGGCCAGUCCAUGGGCCUGCCAGGGAACAUAUCCAGACAGCCAACAACGAGCGAUUACUCCCAACCACGGCAUCCAAUUCAUUCAAACCAGUUUAACGACUUGCAAGGACAUCAAGUCACCAUGCAAAAUCAACCGAGCUUCAGUAGUCCAAUUGGCCAAACCGCUGAAGAGUACGCCUCCAAUCUCUCCCCUCUACCGGCUAUAAAUGCCGUGUCCGGAGGCACAAGUCGCAAUUUCGGUCCCAUACCCCAAGUGACCCAACCCUUACCCACGAUAUAUCAUUACCAGACGCCGCCUGGGCAAUUGCCACCACCAUCACGACCUCAUGAUCAGUUUAUACCCCACCAGCCAUCUUCUCAAGUGAUAUUCAUGGAGGACGAAAGCGAAGACUACUAUGAUGUGGACUCGGAUGACGAGAUGGGAGAUCAAUCCCAGGCCGAAGGCUUCAAUCAACUGAGCCUUAUCAUGGCUUCCGCGAACUAUGAUGAACGUAAACUUCGAUCUUUUACGACGCACUUGAAUGAGCCGAAUGUCCUUGCAUCCUAUCGCCCCUCCCUAGGAUCAUCCCCUCUGAACAACCCCAAAACUGCCCGCAUCUUCGCCCAUUUCAUUCACUCAACCGGUCCUUCUUUGUCAAUUUUUGAGCGGCAUCCCACUGAUUCCUCGAUUGUUCUGGGUGCUACGGUCCCCUCCGCCCAACAAGGGCUGUGGAUCUAUACGCUCGCCCUGAAAGCAUUGGAAAACCCUGCUCUUCUCCAGGCAAUCCUUGCCGUCAGCAGUCUCCAUAUCGCAUACUUACAGCAAGUUCCCUCCACAGUAUCUUUGAAACAUUACCAUUAUGCAUUGAAGCGCGUCGGUUCCGCAGUCGGACUUCCACUCCGACGGAAACAGGUCGGCACACUUGCUGCCACUCUUUUGCUGGGAUAUUACGAGGUAGUAUCUGCCGACCACUCCAAGUGGAAUAACCAUGUGGCUGGGUCGGCCCACCUAAUCCGAGAGAUUGAUUUUGCUGGCACGGUUAGAGACCUCCGGGCCCAUCGGCGAAGAGUUAAUGGCCGGCGGCGACAGGCUCAGAGGUCAGGCUCAUGGUGGGGAAUGCCCGGUGACGUCUCUGAGGAUGACCCAUUCUCCGAGAAGGAGAGUAAUGUGGAUGAAGGUCUCAUCGGCACUCUGAUGGGUCGUGUAGUCAACUAUGACUAUUUUGGAGGCAUUGAAGAGGGAAAGAAGCAAUCUUCCAAGAAGCACUUCACUCGAAAGGAUAUCGAGAACUUCCGAAUCCAAUGUGAUCUCUACUGGUGGUACUCGAAGCAGGAUGCCUUCCAGAGCUUUAUCGGCGGAAACAAAUUACUGACACCCUACUCUCAAUGGGGUCAGUGCGCGCCUCGAGCUGGCAUCGGUCGAUUGGAUGCCAUUUAUGGCUCUGCGGACCAUUUGUGGCUUUUGCUGGCCCGAGUUACGGACUUCGGUUUCCGAGACCGGAAACGCAAGUUGAAGGCCAUGAAGACAAGCGGCAGGGGCUGGAGCCCAGGCCCUGAUAUGUUUAAAUUUAUGGGUCGGUUUGCUGGUGGUCCUCCUGGUCAGAAACCUGGACCACCAGGCGGUCAGAGUGCUGGUAAACCUCCAGGGGGUGCCCCUGGUGCUCAUGCAACUGGUCCGCCCAAUAAACCCCCCGGGGGUCUCCCCUUGGACUCACAACCCCCAGGUGGGCCGACAUCAGCUGACAGUCCUCCGAUGUACGGAAUGGUCCCUCCACAACCUCCACCAAGACUUCCUACUGGGUUCCAAGAUCGCCCUCGUGGGUCAUCGCCGGAUGAGGAUGACCAGAUUGAGGACGUGAGCUUCAGAGCAGCAGAGGAGGAAUGGGAGGAUAUCCUGGCCGCAGCAAAGACAUUUGAAUAUGCGCUCGGGCGCGACUUCCAGCCUUUGCCAGUAGACGUGGCUCCUCAGAUCUCGACUCCAUUCGGUCCCGCGCUUCAGUAUCGCACUCAUACCAUCGCUGUGAUCUGGGGCUACUACUACGCUGUGCGUAUACUGCUCAAUCGGAUCCACCCCUCCAUGCCUCCGGCCAUCAUGAUGGCAGCUGGAGUGGUCGCUCCAACAACAGCAGAAUAUGCACAAAACGUCGGGAAGAUCAUAUCAGGCGUUUACUAUCCCCAGCGCUACAAUCUCGAAGCCGGGAGUCUGAGUCCUAAUCUUGGUUCCGCGCUGACAGAGAUGACAGUACCAGUGUUUUUUGCGGCAGUGCAGUACAUUGAUUCUGGGCAGCGGGGCUGGACCAUUUCCAAAUUGCGCGAUAUUUCUCGUCUGACAGGGUUUAAGAGUGCAGAAGCAAUUGCAGGUGGGUGUGAGAAGGCAUGGAUUGGCGCUGCACAACAAGGUCGUGGGCCACCCUAUCAACGAUCGUUUGAGACGGAGCGAGAACGGGAAUUGGAAAAAGCACGCCAGUGUGAGGCUGUGCUGGAGGAGGUGGACGAUCGCCGAUUUGUGACUGUCAAGCCCGAUCGGGCGCAUUGGGCUAUGGGGAUUUUGGAGGACAUGGCCAAUUUGGAGGUUUAG
Molecule: messenger RNA, 3093 nt
Organism: Penicillium brevicompactum
Lineage: Eukaryota; Fungi; Ascomycota; Eurotiomycetes; Eurotiales; Aspergillaceae
Exons: 5
Coding region: 1-3093 (1030 amino acids)
Biological process (GO): positive regulation of transcription by RNA polymerase II
Cellular component (GO): nucleus
Molecular function (GO): zinc ion binding; DNA-binding transcription factor activity, RNA polymerase II-specific; transcription cis-regulatory region binding
Source: RefSeq, a predicted model, not a curated record